AUGAGCGUGACUUCGUGGUUCUUGGUGAGCAGCACUGGCAUUCGCCAUCGGCUCCCUCGGGAGAUGAUAUUUGUUGGCAGAGAUGACUGUGAACUGAUGCUCCAGUCCCGCAGUGUUGAUAAGCAGCAUGCUGUAAUCAACUAUGACAAGGAGAAAGAUGAGCACUGGGUGAAGGAUCUCGGGAGCUUAAAUGGAACGUUCGUCAAUGACGUGAGGAUUCCUGACCAGAAAUACAUCACCCUAAAACUGAAUGAUGUCAUUCGCUUUGGCUAUGAUUCGAAUAUGUAUGUUCUGGAACAAAUUCAACACAAAGUCCCAGAAGAAGCAUUAAAGCAUGAGAAGUACACCAGCCAACUUCAGAUGAAUUACAAAGGUACGCCAAUGAAGAGGGCGGAGCAGCCCAUGGAGCACGGUGUCUACGCUGAGUCCCCGCAAGCAAAGCUGGAGAAAGGAGAGAGGAAAGCAAUUACAGAAACCAAUACUUACCGCACCCCUCUUUAUGGACAGCCCUCCUGGUGGGGGGAAGAUGAUGCCAAUAACAAGGAGGACAGAAGGCAAGAGGAACAUUACUCAGAAAGAUCAAAAGAGAUAACCCAACAUGAAGAGGAACUGAAUGGUAAUAUUUCUGCUUAUAGAGAGGCCCAAGAACAGUCUGUGUUUGCCUUCCGGAGAGAGCCAAGUUACUUUGAGAUUCCAACUAAAGAAUUUCAGCAGCCAUCAAAAUCUCCAGAAGCACAGGUCCAUGAGAUCCCAACAAAGGAUGUUGAUGCUGUAGUAGCCCCCGUUGUACAGAGUCAUGCAUCUUUCACUAUUGAAUUUGACGAUGGUACCCCUGGUAAAAUAAAGAUAAAAGACCAUGUCACUAAAUUUUCGCUCAGACAGAGAAGACCAUAUAGUAAGGAACCAGCUCAUACAGAAGUGAUGUCAGCGGAGAGCAAAGUGGCUGACUGGCUUGUCCAGAAUGACCCAAGCUUGAUGAGACGGCAGUCUCCAGGAGAUGAUGUGUACAGUACAAAGAGUGACCUGCCGGUUCAUGUGAGGACGCUUAAAGGCAAUAGGCACGAGGACGGAACGCAGAGUGACUCCGAAGACCCUGUGGCGCCCAAGGCAGAGAAGGAGACAACGACAGGCAGUGAACGUACGACAGAGCAAACCAGGCUGCAGCGCCAGAUGAGGCGAGAUCCCCACGAGAUGCUGCACAGCAAGCAGGCCUUCGUCAUCGAGUUCUUUGAGGACACGCCGCGGAAGAAGAGGUCACAGUCCUUCACGCACAGCGCUCACUCCUCCCAGAGCGACACCGAUCCAGGGCUGAAGACCAAGGUGGAAAAGCGCAAGAAUGCAUUGCCAGCAGAGAAGCUGGGAACUGCGGUACCGCCGUCCCACCUUGGGGCCCAGGCAGGCAAGCCCAAUAACAACUCCUCCGGGACCCAAAGAACUAGCUCCUUCAAGAGGGAGAAGACGGAGGAUCGGAUCAACUCUUCAUCCUCUUCUGCUCCUAGAGCACCAGCCAAAACUUACGGGAGUGUUGGGAGGAAGUCUAAAAUGGCUCAGGAUUUUAUGGCUGAGUACUUGCGGGAGACUGCUCAGUCUGGGAAGCCGAGUGCUGAGAAACCAGCACCUCUGCCCAUGCCGGUAGCUCCACGCGUGGUUGUAUCAUCAGAACCAGAGUCUACCUCUGCUCCACCUCCGGAGGUAAAGUCUGCCCAGGGGAGGAGGAACGACGAGGAAGACAGUGUGAGUGAAACAGGCACAUACACCAUCGAGACAGAGUCGCAGGAUAAAGAGGUGGAGGAAGCACGAAAAAUGAUAGAUCAGGUUUUUGGUGUUCUUGAGUCGCCCGAAUUUUCCAGAAUCUCUUCAGCCUUUAGACCAAUAAUUAAAGGUGAAAAAGAUGACUCCGGUUCUCAUCAACAUCUAAUCAGUGAAAAUGGCACUAGUCAGAAGUCACCCUUGCUCCAGGCAUUUGCCUCAAAAGCUGUGAAUGGGUCUCAGGCUGAUUCGCAGAUGUCUGCGGCAUCUCAAGGGAGCCAGAAGUGGGUGUCUAGGUGGGCGAGCCUUGCGGACAGUUAUUCUGACUCUGGAUCUGUCUCUGGGCAGGGUGAUGGAGGUGCAGAAAGCAGUGUAGCCCAAAAAUCUGGGGAACCAGAAAACGCUGUGCCCUUGAGAACAAGGCGCCUUCUUCCCCAACUCCCACCAAGUGAUAAAUCAGACAGUCCCACGCCUGCGGUCCUGGUCUGCCAGGAGUCCUACUCUGAAGUUACCAAGAGAACCGUCAUGAAGGACCACUGUGUGGAAGCCUAUGUUGAUCCCAGCAGCCGCCUCUUCAUCCAGGAAGACUUGGAUCCAGAUAGCCUCAGCGAUGCCAGCAGAUCUGACGAUGGCUUCAGCACGGAAAAAGGCAAGAAAUAUAAAGAGAACAAUAAAACACUAGAGCAGAUGGGGGAAGACACAAAAUCAGAGAGUCGGCAGCCAGGAGCCUCCCGGGUCUCAAACGUGAGAGCUGUAAGUGAGCCAGUUUCUACUUCUUUCUACAUUGGUGAUGACAGCAAUGACGUGGGGAUUCCCUCCAAGCUCUCUCUAAGCGUGUCCCAUGCUCGAGCAGACAAAGACAGCAAGGAUCAGGAGUUUGCCUUCAAGACUGCUGGUGUGCCAGUUCCUGGAAAGUCACAGGUCAAAGAUGUUAGUGCUUACAUUAAUGCAGCAGGAAAAGUGGUUAUUUCCCUUCAUCAGAGUCUUCCUCAAGAUCAGGAAAGCAUGGCAGGAAAGGAGACAUCAUCUUUUGUUAGACAGGAAAGUUUUACCAAAGAUAAAUCAAGCAGUGGUGUUCCUCAAAAUAAACUCCCGCAUAUUUCAAGUCAUCCUCUGCUUAAAGAUUUAGAGGCUGUUCGGUCAACCCGUAUGGACUUUGGUCAGGAGACUCAUCUUCUCCUUAAGGACACUGAAACUGCCUUGGCAGCACUGGAAGCCAAAUUACUUGGUCAAAGCCAACAGCUGGAGCCCUCGGAAACUGCUGGUCAGCUGGAGGACUCCUUGUCGGGGGACUCGGACGUGGACACUGCCAGCACGGUCAGCUUGGUGAGUGGCAAAAAUGUCCCGACGAGCGCCCCGAAACGCAAAGCAAUCGCAAGCUUGCAGAAGGAGAAAUCUUCCUCCACACCAUCCAUCCAGGAUCAGUGCGGGCAGCCAAGCGCUCGGGACAGGCUGACGGAGAAGCGGAAAACGCAAGCACCGGAGGCAUCAAACCGCGCGGAGGCUGCCAAACGCUUCCAGAUGAAGCGGAGCGCUGGGACUCGAGGGUCGCUCGACUUCACGGAUGAUGAGAGAAGCUCGAGCCUGCCCUACUUGCCGGUUCCUGACGCGGUUGUGUCUGACCAUGAGCACUCAGUAACCCGACCGGUUCCCAGAAGGAAACCUUUUACUCAGGCUGCCAAGGAGGACCCCAGCAAAACAACCUCCAAUGUGCAGAAGAUCCAGCAAGUUCUCACCCGUUCCAACAGUUUAUCCACCCCACGGCCCACAAGGGCCUCAAAGUUACGUCGUGCCCGGCUGGGAGAUGCUUCAGACAAUGAGUGCGUUGAUACUGAGAAAACAAUCUCCAACCCUGAAGCUGCUGCUCCAGGCUCCAAGCAGUCCACGGAGACAAAGAAGCUCUCCCGGCUGGACAUCCUCGCCAUGCCAAGGAAACGGGCAGGUUCGUUUACAGUGCCCAGUGACUCUGAAACGGCGCAGUCAAGGUCGGGGUUUUCAGGCCGGAGCGUAGAGUCCUAUCGGAAGAUGGGUGUUUCGGAGGUUAGAACUGCAGCGAGGAAAACGGCGGCCGCCGCCCCCCCGCAGCAAGCUUUCGACAGCAGGACCCGUUCAAGCAGUGUCAAGUACUCCUCCUCAUCCACAUCAAGGCGGAGACCGCAGGGUUCAGAUUACACUUCUACUUCGGAGGAGGAAUAUGGCUCAAAUCACAGCUCCCCUAAACACAAACGCUCCCAUACUUCAACAGCCACACAAACACCGAGGAUACGUGGCUCUGGGCUGAGCAAGCAGAAGCACAAUGGCAGAGAAACGGAUGAUGAUGAAGAUUUUGAUGACCACCCUGACCCCUACAACUUCAUGGCGCAAACAGCAGAGAUAGCAGAAAUAGCCAGACUCAGCCAGACCUUGGUGAAGGAUGUGGCCAUCCUUGCUCGAGAGAUUCACGAUGUUGCUGGAGAUGGGGACUCGCAGAGUUCAUUGGGGACGGGACCGAGCACCUCCCUCAGCUCUGUGCCCAACACUCCUGCUUCUACCAUAUCAGCGAGAGAAGAGAUUGCUCGUAGAUCUUUUCGGCUGGCAUAUCCAUCUCAGUUGGUGCAGCACAUUCCAGAAGCAAGUCUGAACUACCAGAAAGUGCCUCCGGGAUCAGUGGAACUGAAGGAUUUUGACCAAAAUAUGAAUGAUAAUAGAGAAGAGGAUCCUUCAAGAAAAACAAGGACAAGAAACCGUGAGGAGGUAAUCUUUGACAAUCUGAUGUUGAACCCGGUGUCCCAGUUAUCACAUACAAUCCGUGAAAACACAGAAAAUUUGGCUGAAAAAAUGAAGAUUCUGUUUCAAAACUCAGAAAGGACCUGGGAGGAGAUGGAGGCCAAAAUUAAUUCAGAAAAUGAAGUGCCAAUUCUGAAGACAUCAAACAAGGAAAUCAGUUCUAUCCUGAAGGAGCUCAGGAGAGUUCAAAAACAGCUUGAAGUCAUAAACGCCAUCGUUGACCCUACUGGAAACUUGGAUGUAGUUGCCAGUAACAAAGCAUCUUCUGCUGCUAAACAAUCUACAGCCAAUAAAGUCAGGACUGCUAACACUUCUGGGUCCACCCUGGAGACUUUGUCCCCAGCACAGAUGAGAAACUACACACAGAAAUCGAACUGUGGGUCUUCUAGCUUACAAGAUUCGAAUUUCAUUCCAGAUGGAGAGAAAUAUGUGAUCUGAUAGAAUAUUUUGUAUGGCUAUCAUAUUGUAAUCUACUGUCGCAUUAGUAUUGUGUAUGAGUGGUUUGUGGACAGUUUGUGUGGAGCAGUUGUUUAGAUUGCUAACACGUUGCACAAAAAAAAAAAAUAUUCUAUGCUGUGAGGGUGAAUGGAAAGUCUGCGUAUGCCUUUUAAACAAGACUAGCACUGUGGAGCAGCACAUAUUCAGCAUAGAGGUAAACUGAUUUUUAGAAAAUUACUCACUUAUUCUUCCAGUGUGCCAUAAGAAAACAGGCUUUGCAUACGCUCUAUUCAGUACUGCCAAAGCGAAAGUGUUCUUGCAUUGGCCUGUUUAUAAUUAUUCAGUUGUAAUAAGGCGCAAUUUAAAAACACUUUUUCUGGUACUAUAUUUGCUUUGGUUUUGUUUGAUUAUUUUUUUUUUUUUUUUAGUGUACAAGUGAAGCAUUACAACUCUGUUGGAAUCAAUGUGCAGAUCCAACAGAAUGAUCGUGCA
Charadrius vociferus (killdeer) is the source of this 5445-nucleotide messenger RNA. It is a transcript of the gene CEP170B, whose product is annotated as centrosomal protein 170B. Lineage: Eukaryota; Metazoa; Chordata; Aves; Charadriiformes; Charadriidae. The record is from RefSeq and is a predicted model, not a curated record. Gene Ontology annotation, molecular function: protein binding.